Clonostachys rhizophaga is the source of this 417-nucleotide messenger RNA. NCBI's taxonomy places the organism in Eukaryota, Fungi, Ascomycota, Sordariomycetes, Hypocreales, Bionectriaceae. The record is from the annotation of a GenBank genome assembly.
AUGGGCGUGUGGCCUUUUGGCUCCUCGGACCCACGCGGCGACGCCAUCCGCUCCGGCGCAGCCAUCCCCAACCGCUCCGAGCGCAAGGUCUGCUGGGCCGCCCGCGACGCCUACUUCGGCUGCCUCGACGCCCACGGCAUCGACGACCCCCUCAAGGACCCCAACCAGGCCGACCGCGUCGCCUGCCGCGCCGAGUCCCAGCAGCUCGACCAGGACUGCGCCGCCCAGUGGGUCAAAUACUUCAAGCAGUGGCGCGUUGCCAACCUGCAGAAGCAGCGUCGGCUGGAGGAGUUGCGCCGCCAGGGCGCCACGGAAAUGACCGUCACCACUACCUUUGCGCCAGAAGGUGGGAUCAACGAGAAGGGGGGCAAGGGCAUUGAUGAUAUACAGGGCAUGCUGGAGUCAAAGAGGAGAUAA